CGCUCACAGUGGGGGCCCAGCGCCAGUGCCGACCGCGUGGGCGUCCAGAGGAGCUUCUGUCCGUGCCGUUCCGUGCUCUCCUCGAAGACGAGGAGCAUCCACGGGCGUGGAAGCGCACGCCUAGCUCCGGGCUUGCUUUCCGAGGAGCUCUCUUCACCGCGCCAGCCACCGCGCCCGCGGGAUGUACGUGGGCAGGGGUUCGGCGGCUGUGGAGGUGCGUGGGAUGCUUCUCGGCGUGCAGCGUGCUGCACUGAUUUUUUUCCACGCUUUGUGUCCUCUGCGUAUCUGCUUCAUGCACGACUGAUGCUCUGGUGAGCAUUCGUGCUGUGCCCAGGGCAGGCAACAUCUGCUCUUUAUAGGCCGUCGUGCGUGCGACCACUCAUGACGGGAGGGCCAGAUCUCCGUUUCCGACCUCCACCUGCUCGUGCCCCAUGUGGGAGGUUUCGGUUUCCCUUUCUGCAUCUCACCCUCGUCCUCCUUCGCUUCCGCCUCCUCCUGCCGCGGAUCUACUUCUCCUUGGUCGAUUCCUCCAGCGUUUGCGCCCUGCAGCUUGGACGCCCAAAGUCCGAGCAUCCAUAUCCGCCUGCAGCCCUACUCGAAGCGCCGCGGCUGUACUUCUCCUCGGGCGAUUUGAUUAUAUUUCGAGUGGUGCCCUUGGGCGCGCCCGCGCCCAACGAGGCACGCUCCCCUCGCGGCCCCUGCGGGCCCCUCUCCCGCGCGCACGGCCUGAUGGGGGA
Prorocentrum cordatum is the source of this 737-nucleotide messenger RNA. The record is from the annotation of a GenBank genome assembly. Lineage: Eukaryota; Dinophyceae; Prorocentrales; Prorocentraceae.